UGAAGGGCAUCGGUUUACGUCACUUCCGGCCGCUGUGUGCCCUGGUGACAAACCGGAAGUGUCAACCUCUGGCUGCAGAGUUAUUUUUGAACGACAGCUGAUGUUUUAAAGCUAAAGGCAAACUUCAAACGAAACUCACUGAGACACGACAACUCAACGCUUAUCACAAACACCCGCUUACGGAUCAGGAAAGAGCCACAAUGAGAGAAACGACCACAUAUCUGCGACUGUUUUCCUUCACCGAGCUAAGCUAACUUAGCUAGAGCUAGCGCAGCCAGUCAGUGAGCUCUGACCGGGUAACAUGCUCUGAAGUCGGGAACAGCUCUCUAUCCAAGCACGCUGGGUGCCGUGUUCAGACUCACAGCUGGGCUCCCGUCUUUGAAACACAGAAUGUGGCUGCAGCAGAGACUGAAGGGGCUGCCGGGUUUGUUGUCGAGCAGCUGGGCGCGGAGGCUCCUCAUCGGGCUGCUCCUCUUCCUCAUCUUCUACUGGUACCUGGGGGCAGAGCGCAGGUGGAGGUUCUUCAGCGGGACAGCCAUGCCCGGCGGGGCGGCCGGGCAGUGCCUGCUGGCUGAGAUCCACAGGUGGAGCUCUCUGGUGGAGCGAGGGGAGGGGAUCUACAGCACACCUCAGGAACAGCUGGACAUACCCUUUGUGUCAGGGAACGGACAUAUUAUGAUCGAUAUCGACUCCAAUAAGCUGUGGGUGGCUUCGUCCUCACAGCCCGGGUCAGCUCCGGUGCAUCAGACUGAAUUCUCCCCGAGGGUGGGCGUGCACCUGGAGGGGAAGCGGGCCGAGGUUCAGGCCACUAUGCUGUGGUUCAGGAAGGGAGCCGUACUGUCGGUCCGCUGCGCAUCCCCCGCCGGCCUGCAGUCGUCCCGGGACUGUGUCACCGUCAGAGAGGAGUUCAUCGCCCACAGGAGCAGACCAAACGUGUUCCUGCAGCGGAUCCACAUCAACAACCCCUCUGACAGACCCGCCUCCCUGGACAUCUCCUCCGAGAGUCCCUCUUUCGGCAGCAAGUUCUCCUACAGCGUGGAGAAGCUGGAGGAUAAAGACAUCGUGCUCUCCUCAGGCAGGGUUCCUGUGGAGAACAACCGCAUGGUGGUGGUGGUGGUGGUCUCCAAAAAGCUGAGCAGCAGGAUCCAAGUCUCUGCUAAGUCUGAGUAUACAGACAGCAUCCUGUCAGUGGUGUGGACCUCGGACCCCAUUGACUCCUCCAAGCUGGAGGAGACCUUCAGCGUGCUCAGAGAAGGAGCCAAGAAGGAGCUUGGGGAGCUGCUGAGGGCCAACGUGGAGGACCUGGUUCUGGACCAUCAGCAGGCCUGGAUGGACAUCUUCAUUUCAGGUGUUGAAAUGAGGAAGAUCACAGACUCCCACACCCCGUCGAGCCGCACCGUGAACACCACCCUCUACUACAUCCUGUCCUCCACCACGGCUCCUCUGCUGGAUCGACGGCUCAGCAGCGAUGAGCGCAUACGACUUGAGUCCAGCCUCAACUAUGCCGACCACUGCUUCAGUGGCCACGCCACCAUGCACGCAGAGAACCUGUGGCCUGAGCGGGUCAGCAGCGCGGCUCAGAUCCUGCAACUGGUCACCCUGUGGACUCUGACCCUGCAGAAGAGAGGCUGCAAGGUGCUGGUGGCGGCUGGAGCUCAUGGAGCCAUGCAGGGCAUGGUGCUCAGCUUUGGAGGCCUUCAGUUCACAGAGAACCACCUUCAGUUCCAGGCUGAUCCAGACGUGCUGCACAACAGUUACGCCCUGAGGGGGAUCCACUACAACCAGGACCUGAUCAACCUGGCGGUGCUGCUGGACACGGAGGGGAAGCCGUUCCUCCACGUGUCAGUGAAGCAGCAGGAGACGCCAGUGAAGCUGUAUGCCUGCGAGGCCGGCUGCCUCAACGAGCCCGUGGAGCUGACGUCAGAGAUCAAAGGUCACACCUUCCCCGUGAUGGUGACGCAGCCAAUCACACCCCUGCUCUACAUCUCCACAGACCUACGCCACCUGCAGGACCUUCGCCACACCCUGCACCUUAAGGCCAUCCUGGCCCACGAGGAGCACAUGGCGAACAGGUACCCAGGCCUGCCCUUCCUCUUCUGGUUCAGCGUGGCCUCGCUCAUCACCCUCUUCCAUCUUUUCCUCUUCAAGCUAAUUUACAACGAGUACUGUGGCCCCGGAGCCAAGCCCCUCUUCAGGAGCAAGGUCGACAGCAAACGUGAAGACGGCUGCUACGACAUCAGGAAUGCUGCUUGAGCUCUGUGCACACGUUCAACAUGUGAUAGUGGUUCUGCUUGAGCUUCACAGCAUGAGAGACUUUAACAUUUCGGGGGGGGGGGGGGUCCAGGUGCUGAAUGACACCUACUGUGCAGAAAAAACACCCACCAAUCUGUUGUGGAGAGAUUUAGAGGCGUGAAGGUUAAAAGAAAGAAUCUGCAACACAUUCCAACCAAAGAGGAAGUAAAGGUUUUCAUUAUUUAGUGAUUGGUAGAUCCGUGUGGUGAAUAUGAUGAACAUUAGCCAAAGUUUGCACAUUUUAAUUUCUAGUUUUGUGAGACUUAAGAGUUAAAAACCAAACAUGAAGUUUAAUCACAUGCAGGACAAUAAAAACAGCAGUUCCUGCAUUAACACAAUUCUUCACCCUCUUUUUUUUUGUGCUCUAAAGCUCCAGUGAGGAACGUUCAUUUUGUGUCGACUUUGGCGCCCCCUGUGGACAAAGUGCUAUCUCUUUACUGAUUUUUA
Molecule: messenger RNA, 2739 nt
Organism: Notolabrus celidotus (New Zealand spotty)
Lineage: Eukaryota; Metazoa; Chordata; Actinopteri; Labriformes; Labridae
Product: KIAA2013 ortholog
Exons: 3
Coding region: 391-2253 (620 amino acids)
Source: RefSeq, a predicted model, not a curated record